Messenger RNA from Rhipicephalus microplus (southern cattle tick), 3724 nucleotides. RefSeq lists its product as uncharacterized. Gene Ontology annotation, molecular function: mRNA binding. Lineage: Eukaryota; Metazoa; Arthropoda; Arachnida; Ixodida; Ixodidae. Gene Ontology annotation, cellular component: exon-exon junction complex. The record is from RefSeq and is a predicted model, not a curated record. Gene Ontology annotation, biological process: mRNA processing.
GGGCUCGAUUCCUGUAAAAACGUGCAGGAGGAGUCAACCCUGAGCUCGCAGGAAGGAUCACCCAGAUGUACUGAAAUGGAUGCCGUUACCCGGGCUGAACAAAAGCCAUCGUCAUCAGUAAAUGAUGGGUCAAAUGAUUCAUCAUUGAAAUGUGUUUCCAAGUCGGCUGGAAUGCAAGAUCCUACGGUGACGUUUAGUGACACAUCUCAUGCUAAAGGGGAUAUUGGUGUUACGCUGAGCAAGCAAGAGAACCUUAAUGUUGAGCUUGCUAUUGGACCUACAAAAAAUGAAGGAAUACGUACUCAGCUGUCCGUAACAAAUUCUGCAAUUUCUGGAGAUGAUUCUUCGAAAGGCACUUUUGAACAAAGUUCUGCUAUAGCAGCUCGCUUGAAGGAAAGCAAUAUGACACUGACUCAAAGGGAUGAAGUUGCAAGUGUGGAUGUUUCUGAAGACAGGGGUGAUAGUCGGCCAAAAGUUGAAACUGGUUCUAUGCUCUUCACCAGCAGUGCCUCCCAACAGUACCACUGUAGAGAUAGCACCUUCGAAACUGCCUACGAGCUGUUCGAGCUAUUCAAAUGUUGUUUCAUCCGAGCGAGAUCUGACACUGGACUCUACUGUGAACAAAACACAGCCCUCUGAAGAAGUGGAUAGUAGUGAUUGUGGAGUCACCUCUGAAGGAGGAGUUGGUGUGGAGGAUGGAGAAGUCUCAAGUACCGUCUCUACUAAGGCCGGCACUGGCACCGAUGUGGAAGGUGGUCAUGGCGUCACUGCUGGCUCGUUAGACAGUCCAGGCUGCAUGGAACCUGGCUCCGAUCGAGAGGACUUUGAUGAAGAAAUUGAAUUGCAUCCACGAUUACACAGGGCUGACCUAGAUGAUGAUAGCGGCAUUAACAAUAGCACAUGUGGCCUGGAAGAUGAGCUGGAGGAUGGUCUUGAUGAGGAAGAUGAUGAUGGGGAUUGUCUCAAAGGAGAGAGGCAGCAGGGCGAUGGCGAGGAGAGUGUUGAUCCCUCUGAUCUCCAAGAUAAAGUUUUGGACUUUGAUGAAGACAAGCGCAACCCUCAGUACAUCCCCAAGAAAGGUGCAUUUUACCAGCAUGAUGACCGUAUGGUAGGAGAUGAAGAUUCAUCUGAGGUACCAGAAGAAAAAAAUGACGAUGACAAGGGCUCUCGCCGACCAAAGAAGCUCUGGCAUGAUGAAGGUGUUUGGAACCAUGACAUGUAUCGUGAGGAGGAGCAGGGUCCUAAAUCAAGUGAGGAGCUUGUGAGUAUAUAUGGCUACGAUAUUCGUUCAGAACUGAUGCCUCCUAGAGCUCGGAGACGGAGGCGCUAUGGCCGUGGCCCUAACAAAUACGAGCGCAGCUGGGAAGAUGAAGAAGCUUACACACCCCGGUCAGGGUCAGGACGCGGUGGAGGAGCACGUGGUGGUCGCAGAACCAGAGGUGGAAGCCUGGUUGAAAACCCCCAAUUCCACAAUGAGGACUUCCCCGACCUUCACUCGAAGCCUUCUGAAAAUACCGCCACACUGCAACAGAACAGCGCAGAAGUAAAGCCGUCAGCCAGGCCUGCAGGGUUCAAAGGCUCAGACUUGACAGGAAGCAACAGUUCUCAACAGGAGAAAUGGGACAAUACAGUGAAAGGUUCUGGAAUGACCCACCGGGGUCGGGGCAAGCGUCCUCAACAUUCCAGGGCAGUACCAGAUGCGCCAUCAAGGCAGCAGGACUGCGACGUCAAGGAGGACGCAUCCUUAGGGCAUCGUGUCGGCAGGCCUGCAUCACAGUCACCAGUGAAGGCUGUUGAAGCGCCUCAAGUUUCACCUUCUACUGGCAGAAGUCGAGCUAUUCGGCAUCUGCUGACUGAGCAGGAGCAAAGCAAAAGGGAGUAUGAGGCACUCAAGAAGUUUGCUGCUAAAGGAGAGCUUCAGGAUGGUGAUAACACAGAUUUGAAGAGGAGCACAGCAUCUACAGUGACACCUAGGGGAGGCCCUGUAGGAAGUUCUGAAUGUGCAGCCAAGCCAAGGCGGUACUCUUCACUGCGACAACGUCCCCUUGCAGAGGCUGCCCCCUACACUGAGACUGCUGUGGUGUCUCCCCAGCUGCCUAAUACGCCGGCCCCAUUGCCUAUGCCGAAUCAGCCACAGCCUGCUAUUCUGACUGCAGCACAUUUCCAAGCGCCGUAUGCACCAUAUUCUGAUGGCUACAUGCUUCCACCACCGGGCCAGGCACCUACUGUGAUGCCUACACAGAAUCAGCCACCUCCUGUUAUGGCAGCACCUUCCCCGCUUUCCAGUUCAUACUUACCGCCACCAACGGGCAUUGUCAGCUUUCCUGCCCAGUAUCCUCCACCUUACUCCUUUCCAGCACAGUACGCUGCACCUGCCUCCACUGGUGCAGCAGCCCCAACGCCCACGCAAGCCCAGAAGCCACCAUACUACCAUGGGGACAUAACCUACUACAACACUCAAAGCCAGCAGCAUAAACGACCCUCUCCUCCUAGAAGGCCUAAAGUAGCUAUCCCUAUUGUGCCUCCUCCGGAGUCUCAAGGCAUUUCUCAGGAGAGUGCUCCUGAGCCAGUUGGUGUUACAUCUCAUCGGAGCAAGUCGGAUGAGGAUCUUGAUAAUAAAUUUGUUGGCUCAGAACGAGCUUUUCGGGGUGGCCCAACACAGCAAGCAGUUGAAAAGUUGUAGCGUUUUAUUGCCAUUUUUAUCCUCAAGUGCCACUGUGCUGCAGGUCGCAAGAUAGAAUCCCGGCUGCGGCGGCUGCAUUUUCGAUGGAGGCGAAAAUGCUGUAGGCCUGUGUGCUCAGAUUUGGGUGCACAUUAAAGAACCCCAGGUGAUCGAAAUUUCCGGAGCCCUCCACUACGGCGUCACUCGUAAUCAUAUGGUGGUUUUGGGAUGUGAAACCCCACAUAUCUAUCAAGGUCUUCCUAGUUUUGGCAGGGCAGUAUUUUGUUCUCAGAGGUUAAUUCUGCAGCAUCUGUAACCCCCUUGUUGAGUGGAACGAGAAAUGCAACUGAACAUGCAAUUCAAAAUAUUCUGCACGCAAAAGGCAUGUAGAAAAACCUGGCAUGACCAAGCAACCCUUCCCACUUGUGGCCACUACAUUGCUGAACAUGCUCUGCAAAUGUCUCUUCAACAUAGCUGAAAAAUUAUACAAUAGUGUUUGGAUCCCACUUAUGAAUUCAACAACUUUGUCAUUACAUUGGCAUGAUGUAUUAUAUGUUGUGGGCAUGGUUACUUCAUUAGAAGUUAACAUGGUUGUUUAACAUAGUUGUUCUUAUGUGGCAUGUUGUUUAUAACCUCUUCUCUAAAUUGAAAAAAAAAAAAAAAAGUCGGUGUGUAUUUACAUGUGUGCAACUGUUACUGAGACGGUCUAGUGGCUGAGGUACUCGGCUGCUGAUCCGCAGGUCGCGGGUUCGAAUCCCGGCUGCAGCGGCUGCAUUUCCGAUGGAGGCGAAAAUGUUGUAGCCCCGUGUGCUCAGAUUUGGGCGCACGUUAAAGAACCCCAGGUGGUCGAAAUUUCCGGAGCCCUCCACUACGGCAUCUCUCAUAAUCAUAUGGUGGUUUUGGGACGUUAAACCCCACAUAAUGGAAUGGAACUGUUAUUGAGACAACAAAGAAUAGAAAAAUAGCAGCAAUAGCAACGACCUUGCGAAUGUUAUAAACUGUGCCACAUCACCCCUAGGUGUAAAACAUACUUACUCUACAUUCUCUUGUUAAAAAAAAAAA